Canis lupus familiaris (dog) is the source of this 7084-nucleotide messenger RNA. It is a transcript of the gene KIF27, whose product is annotated as kinesin family member 27. Bases 395 to 4612 code for a protein of 1405 amino acids. NCBI's taxonomy places the organism in Eukaryota, Metazoa, Chordata, Mammalia, Carnivora, Canidae. The transcript has 18 exons. Gene Ontology annotation, molecular function: ATP binding; microtubule binding; microtubule motor activity. Gene Ontology annotation, biological process: microtubule-based movement; mitotic spindle organization. The record is from RefSeq and is a predicted model, not a curated record.
GAACCUUUUCUCAGAUACUUGUGCGAUUCAUUGUCCAUUCAUUUGCUGGGAAGUUUCCUACGUUAACAUUAUUAGCAAACCACAAUUUUUAGACAACCACUACCACUGAAAAACCAGGGGCACUGGAUGGCAGCAGUAUUUGGAGACACUUCUUUUUAUCAGUGACAUGGCAUCAGUGAUCUAAGAUUCUCUUGUCUUUCUCAUAUUUCAAAACCCCAUUCAGUCUGCCUAAAUAUCACCCUUCUUAAAUUUAUUGGUGACAUAAUACAUACGCUUCUGAUGACUGCAAUUGAUCAAACUCUAAAGUGAGUCCAGAUCUUACAUAAAAUGGAAAAUUUCUCACACUAGAUACUGAAUAUUUAAUAGAAAGUUAUUUAGCAAAAUCUAAGCUGCUAUGGAAGAAAUACCAGUAAAAGUUGCUGUAAGAAUCCGACCUCUGCUAUGCAAAGAAGUUCUUCAUAAUCAUCAAGCUUGUGUGAGAGUUAUUCCAAAUACCCAGCAAAUUAUCAUUGGGAGAGAUAGAGUCUUUACUUUUGAUUUUGUUUUUGGCAAAAAUUCCACUCAAGAUCAAGUUUAUAAUACGUGUAUAAAACCACUAGUGUUGUCACUCAUUGAGGGCUAUAAUGCAACCGUUUUUGCCUAUGGACAAACUGGAUCUGGGAAGACCUACACCAUUGGAGGAGGCCAUGUUGAUGUACUUUCUUUCUUUAAAUUUUUAGCUUCAGUUGUGGAGGGUCAAAAGGGUAUCAUUCCUCGAGCUAUCCAAGAAAUAUUUCAAAACAUCUCUGAAAAUCCUAGCAUUGAUUUUAAUAUUAAAGUGUCUUAUAUAGAAGUAUACAAGGAAGACCUAAAAGAUCUUCUUGAAUUGGAAACAUCUAUGAAGGAUCUUCACAUCCGAGAAGAUGAAAAAGGAAACACAGUGAUUGUUGGGGCCAAAGAAUGCCAGGUGGAGAGUGCAGAUGAAGUGAUGAGUCUCCUGGAGAUGGGGAAUGCAGCCAGGCACACAGGUACCACCCAAAUGAAUGAGCACUCCAGUAGAUCACAUGCAAUUUUUACAAUCAGCAUUUGUCAAGUGGAGAAAAACAUCGAGGCAGCUAAAGAUGGAUCGUGGUAUUCUUGUCGGCAGAUUGUUUCAAAGUUCCACUUUGUGGACUUGGCUGGUUCAGAAAGAGUAACCAAAACAGGGAAUACUGGUGAACGGUUCAAAGAAUCCAUUCAGAUCAACAGUGGGUUGCUGGCAUUAGGAAAUGUAAUCAGCGCUCUGGGCGACCCCCGUAGGAAGAGUUCACAUAUUCCAUAUAGAGAUGCUAAAAUUACCCGGCUUCUGAAAGAUUCCCUGGGAGGCAGUGCCAAGACUGUCAUGAUCACUUGUGUCAGCCCAUCCUCCUCAGAUUUCGAUGAGUCCUUAAAUUCCCUCAAAUAUGCCAACAGAGCACGCAACAUUAGAAACAAACCCACCUUAAACUUCAGCCCUGAGUCAGACCGAAUGGAUGAAAUGGAAUUUGAAAUUAAGUUGCUUCGAGAAGCUUUGCAAAGCCAACAGGCUAGCAUCGGCCAAGCCUGCCAGACCCAUCAAGAGGGGACUCCUGAUAAAAAUAGGAUCCAUUCUCUAGAGGAGCAAGUAGCUCAGCUACAAGGAGAGUGUUUGAGUUACCAGAAUUGUAUAGAGGAAGCCUUUACCUUCCUGGUGGACUUAAAGGAUGCUGUCAGAUUGAACCCAAAGCAGCAACAUAAAUUACAGGAGUGGUUUAACAUGACGCAGGAGGUCAGGAAGGCGGUUUUCACCUCCUUCACCAGGAGCCAUGGCAUCGGCAGCCUGGAGGACGGGCCUCCACACAUCACGGUUCUCCAGCUGAAGCGGGAGCUUAAGAAAUGCCAGUGUGCGCUGGCUGCUGAUGAAGUUGUAUUUAAUCAGAGAGAACUGGAGGUGAAGGAACUAAAGAAUCAAGUGCAGAUGAUGGUCCAGGAAAACAAAGGCCAUGUGGUAUCUUUGAAAGAAGCGCAGAAAGUGAAUAGAUUGCAGAAUGAAAAAAUAAUAGAACAACAACUUCUUGUGGAUCAACUGAGCGAAGAACUAACAAAACUUAACCUGUCAAUGACCUCUUCAGCUACGGAAACCUGUGGAGAUGGGCCAGAUGCCAGGACAGAUGCGAAGAGGCCAUAUACUGUACCGUUUGAUACUCAUUUGGGGCAUUAUAUUUAUAACCCUGCCAGAUCAGAUUCCAGGAAGGUCUACACAAGUCCUUCUGUGUACUCUCUGGAUCGAGUAGUUGCUGGAUUUCGAACACGAAGUCAGAUGCUGCUGGGUCACAUAGAAGAACAAGAUGAAGUCCUCCACUGCCAAUUUUCUGAUAACAGUGAUGAUGAAGAAUCAGAAGGCCAAGAGAACUCUGAAAUUAGACAUAGAAGUCACUCAUGGAUUCAAAAGCCAGCCUCUGUUUGUUCUCUUGUUGAAUUGAAUGAUGUUCAGGAUCAAACACGAAAAGGGAAUGAAGAUGUAAAGAUUGAAUGUCUCCAGCAAAGUCAAGAGUUGAAUUUGCAAAAAUUAAGGAAUUCAGAACUCAUACUCACUGAAGCUAAACAAAAAAUGAGAGAACUUACAAUUAACAUCAAGAUGAAGGAAGAUCUAAUUAAAGAAUUAAUAAAAACAGGUAACGAUGCCAAGUCUGUAAGCAAACAGUAUUCUCUGAAAGUAACAAAACUUGAACACGAAGCAGAACAGGCGAAGGUGGAAUUGACUGAAACAGAGAAGCAGCUACAGGAACUAGAAAACAAAGAUCUUUCUGACGUUGCUUUGAAGGUAAAAUUGCAGAAGGAGUUCCGUAAAAAGAUGGAUGCCGCAAAGCUAAGAGUCCAGGUCUUACAGAAGAAGCAACAAAAUAGUAAGAAAUUGGCAUCACUGUCAAUCCAAAAUGAGAAACGUGCUAAUGAACUAGAGCAGAAUGUAGAUCACAUGAAAUGUCAAAAGGUACAGCUGCAAAAAAGACUUCGAGAAGAAAGUGAAAAAAGGAAGCAACUGGAUGCAGAAAUCAAACGGGAUCAACAAAAAAUCAAAGAACUAAGGUUAAAAACAGAACAGGAAGAAGCUCUGAAACUGAAACCUGAGGACCCUGAUGCAUUUAAGAUGAAAAAGAGAAAAGGUUCGUUUGGAAGUAUAGACCAACUCCAGAAACUGGACGAGCAAAAGAAAUGGUUAGAUGAAGAAGUAGAGAAAGUCCUGAACCAACGCCAAGAAUUGGAGGAGCUGCAAGAAGACUUAAAGAAGCGAGAGGCCAUAGUUUGUAAGAAGGAGGCCCUGUUAAAGGAGAAGAGCCACCUGGAGAAUAAGAAGUUGAGAUCAAGUCAGAUCUUAAACACAGAUAGUUUGAAAAUAUCAACUCGCCUGAACUUGCUGGAUCAAGAGUUGUGUGAAAAGAAUGCCGAGCUUCAACACAGCACAGCUGAGGAGAAAAUAAAGAUUGCAGAACAAGUCCAAGCCCUCCAGAAAGAAAAGGAUCAGCUACAGAGACGAAGAAAUAGUGUGGAUGAGAAACUUAAAAAUGGUAGUGUGUUAACACCUGAAGAGGAACAUGUUCUUUUCCAACUUGAAGAAGCGAUUGAAGCUUUGGAAGCUGCAAUUGAAUACAAGAAUGAAAGCAUCCAGAGUCGCCAGAACUCGCUCAGAGCUUCGUUCCAAAACCUCUCUCAUAGUGAAGCAAAUGUCUUAGAAAAACUAAUUUGCCUGCGUCCUGUUGAGAUUAGAGCUAUUCUUUUCAGAUAUUUCAAUAAGGUGGUCAAUUUGCGAGAAACCGAACGGAAGCUACAGUUACAGAAUGAAGAAAGUAAAAUGAAGGUUCUGGAACGGGAUAAUAUGGUUUGUGAAUUGGAAUCUGCCCUGGAAUCUCUGAAAUUGCAAUGUGACCGGAGACUGACCCUCCAGCAAAAGGAACAUGAGCAGAAAAUGCAGCUGCUGUUACAUCAUUUUCAAGAGCAAGAUGGAGAAGGACUUAUAGAAAAAUUAAGAGCAUAUGAAGAUAAAAUCCAGCAACUGGAAAAAGAUCUUUAUUUUUAUAAGAAGACCAGCAGAGAUCUUAAGAAGAAACUUAAGGAAUUGAUAGGGGAAGCAGUUCGACGGCAAUUAGUACCAUCUGAACAUCAUGAUGCUGGGGAUGGAGUCCCAAAUGCUGAAGAAGCAGGCAUGGUUCCAGAAGAAUUAAAAUGGGCAUCCAGAACUGAAACUAUGAAAUUAAGUGGAAGAGAAAGAGAAUUAGACUGUUCAGCAAACAGUUUAAGAAUACAGUCCAAUCCUCAGAAGCUCUGGGAAGAUGACCCAGAAUUACCUCCGAUCUGUGGUUCUUUAGCACCCACUAGUGGGCAUUUAUUGAACAGUGAGGAUAAAAUAGAUGAAAAUCAUUUUACAAAAUCUCACAGUGAAUCAUCACCCCACAUUCAGCUAGUGGGAAAUGUGGGACAGCUUCAUGGUGUCACUUCUGUAAAGUUGUGUCGUAAAGAGUUACGUCAGAUUUCUGCCUUGGAACUAUCAUUACGGCGUUCUAGUCUUGGAGUUGGGGUUGGAUCUAUGACUGCUGAUUCCAUUGAAGUAGCUAGGAAACCGAGUGACUUAAAAACUUAGGCUUUUAAUAAUAGAACUUUUAAUUUAGUAGAGGCAUAAGAUUCUUUUGUCUGACCUGUUAGAAAUUAAGGCAUAUGCUCACUAGCUCUUCCUUCAGAAUAAAGGAAGGAAGGGAGGAAGGAAUCCUUUUGUAUACUAGAGAUGUGUAUAUCUUCUUUGGUAUAUUUGAGGAGUUUUAAUUAUUUGCAGAUUUUUCUACAAUAACUAAAUGAACCUGUUUUCUAACACUAUUAAGUAAUGGAACAUUUAAAUAUUUCCACUUUUAAAAUCCAGGCAUAUAUAGAGAACAAAACAAAGAGUAGAAUAGUAAACUAUCCAUCAAAUGUGUAUUGCUAUGUAGUAUAAAAGUAUGUUAGAAUACAUUAAUUCUAUCUCAUAAGCUUAUAUUAUUGUCAUUCUCAAAUAUAUUUGUUAUUUUGAAGAUACUCAGUUAAAUAUUGCUUGUAUGAGAGGGGGAAUCACCUACUGCAUGCAUAUCUUUUGGCACAGCUGAAAAUCUCUGCCAAAAAAGCAGUCUGUGGGUUUAAGACAACUGACGAAGUUUAUGGGUUGAAGUUAAUUUAUGGUCCUCAGAGUCCACAGAACUUGAGUGCUCAGUCGUGACUUUUUAAACAUGGUACUCUGCUCUUUUUCUGGGAUUGUUUUUAGAAUAUCAUUAUUGUUGGUUUGCUAAUAUUAUGGAAUGUAAGUUUUCAUCUCACUCCUACCCUGUCUAUUCAACAUCUCUCUCUCUCUCACUAGGCUACUAGAUUUGGGGAAAAGAAUGCAGUUCCAUGCCACAGGGAAAUAAUGAUAGAGUAGCUGUAAAGCAUUCUAGCAUUUCUUUUCUCUUUCACAUGGAGUAUGCCUGUAAAGCUUGAAGCCUUCGCCAGAGGCUCUUUAGCUAAUAAUCUGAUGGGCCUAAUCGGAGAUUUUUCUCUACAGCCUGCUUACUCAGGUUAGCACAGGCAGGCCAGACUGCAUUGGAGCUGUAAAUAUGUAAAUGAAAUUUUUCUUCGAGAUUUUUUUAGUCUAAAUCAUAUUGUAUAAUAUAAACUUCAGUUUGGGAUUAAGAACUAAAACACUGAUUUGCCCAAUAAAUAGUUUGUACUUUUUCAUCAUACUUUUUAAUCACAGAAAACAUCCCAUUAUAAUGACCAGAGGUAUUUUGUUACUUUUUUGUUACUUGUGUUGUUAUUCUAGUUACUUUUCCAAAUUUUCACUUGUAAAAUAGAGUUGUUUCUUAAACUACUUACUGUAAGGGUGGGGCGGUGGUAAAACCACCCUGACAUGUGGAUAUCUAUUCAAUUUGAGUCACCCUUGUGCUCGCUUUGGCAGCACAUAUACAAUUCGAGUCACCUGCUUCCUUGCCAAGUCCAGUUUUUCUUCAGUGCUGCGGCUACUAAUAUUUUUCUUGUAUCCUCUUUCUUUGUUGUUACUGACCCUACCCAUCUUACCUAAGACCCCAACUGUCACUCUGUGCUCAAAUACUUAGGGCUUUCUUUUCUGGUUUCUAGGCCUGAGGGAGUAGGGUUCCUUGUUUCCAUUGCUAAAAACCACUUCCUAGAGGAGAAGAAAACCAAACCAAAACAAACUUCUAAAUAGGUGAACAGCCUCUGUAUCUCUUAAGCAUGGUACUGAAAUGCAUAUAAAUUGUGGGUUAAAUAGACUGUGCCAUGGGCUUACCUGGGAACUGAACCACAAUGUACAGCAUUGGCCCACUGAGAAACUGCUUUAGACUAGAAAUUUACAAACUAAUUCAAAAAAUAUAUUUUUGGGAGAGACUAUUACAAGUCAGAUUCUGGUUUUAAACUAGCUUCUUCUUUUUGCCUUUAGUUUGUAUGAGAUAUAUAUAUCAUGAUGAUAUGUAUCAUAUGUAUAUGUGGAUAUAUAUACAUAUCAUCAUGAUAUAUAUAUAUAUAUAUAUCAUAUGUAAUGUGUGUGUGCGUGUAUACUAUAUAGAGUGGCAAAGGCCACUAAGGCCUUCACAGAGCACAACAAUGAUAUUUUUAUUAAUGAAGGUCCUAACUGUAAAUUCCUUAUAAGAUUAAGUAAUUUAGAAACUAUUCACAUAAGAAUAUAUUCUAACCCUAGAAUCUUGCUUGCCUAAGAAAUUGACACAUGCUUGUUUUACCUCUGGAAAUACAUUUUCUAAAAGCCAACUCACAAAACAAGAAAAUUUAUGUCAAAUCAACAGUGAUUAGAUUUGAUAAUGCAAAUGUGAACUGACUUCUAAAUAAGAAAGGUACAAUUUUUUUCUUCCUUUGGGUUAAACAUACAUCCUUUAAAUGCUACAGUAGAUUCCAUGUACACACACACACACACACACACACACAUAAAUAAUGUCCUGAAUAAUAAAUACAUUCUGGAAGUGAACCUCUUGUCAUUCCAGUUUAGUGCUCUCACAAAGGAAAGAAAAAUUAAGGGGCCUCCCCCAAGGCAAGUAAGUUUUUUUUUUUUACAUAUACUAGUAAUAAAUUUUACUUUGUUUCA